Molecule: messenger RNA, 1651 nt
Organism: Drosophila pseudoobscura
Lineage: Eukaryota; Metazoa; Arthropoda; Insecta; Diptera; Drosophilidae
Gene: ben
Product: bendless
Exons: 2
Coding region: 314-769 (151 amino acids)
Source: RefSeq, a predicted model, not a curated record
GCACAUCUUAGUCACACGCAUACGCGCACACAACGGCAACGUCUACAAUUUUUUUUUUCGUGUGUGUUCGACAUUCAUAAUUUUUGUGGUGGAGCGAACUGCCUGCAACAAAAAGAAAAUUUAACCAAAUUUGCCGAAAAGGCCGUAUACAUCGAACAAAAUUAAAUUUAGCCAGAAACCUAUCUCGUGAGCCCUGUGACCUAAACACACGGAGCAACACAUCGUUUUGGAGUAGAGGAAGUAACAAAGAAGCCGCCCAGAAGAAGGAAGCCACCUAGAAGAAGCUGGAAAAAGUUGAAGGAAAGCAGAGAAAAUGUCGAGUCUGCCACGCCGUAUAAUCAAGGAGACACAGCGCCUGAUGCAGGAGCCGGUGCCUGGGAUCAAUGCCAUACCGGAUGAAAAUAAUGCUCGCUAUUUCCAUGUGAUCGUCACCGGGCCCAAUGACUCUCCCUUCGAGGGUGGCGUCUUCAAGCUGGAACUGUUUCUGCCCGAGGACUAUCCGAUGUCGGCCCCCAAGGUGCGCUUCAUAACGAAGAUCUAUCAUCCCAAUAUCGAUCGUCUGGGCCGCAUCUGUUUGGAUGUGCUCAAGGACAAGUGGAGUCCAGCGCUGCAGAUACGCACGAUUCUGCUGUCGAUUCAGGCUCUGCUCAGCGCACCCAAUCCCGAUGAUCCCCUGGCAAACGAUGUGGCCGAGCUCUGGAAGGUCAAUGAGGCGGAGGCCAUACGCAAUGCCCGCGAGUGGACCCAGAAGUAUGCUGUCGAAGACUGAAUCCUUGUCAUUGCCGGCACCUUAUCAUAGCCUUGAACGAAGCAGGACGACACGAAAGCACGAGAUGAUAAUGCAUGGAAGGAGGAUGAUCUUGCGAUGGGUGCGUGACGGGGACAGCGACUGGAGUUGUAGGGCGGGUGGGGUAAAACAAUGCAUAAGCAUAUAUUAAAACUCUAAAGAAAAACACGAAAGAAAACAACAAAUAAGAGAAGAAAAUGUUAUAAAUAAUUUUUCCUAUUUUUUUUUUUUUUGUCUCGGGCGGGAUAACCAACUUAUUGUUUCCUUCUGUAAAAUUAAGCGAUCGAGAUCCGGGUAUGAUCAGUGCGCAAUGACGGAUGGAUAGGAGAGGUGUUACGUAGAACAUGGCGAAAAUAUCGAAGAGAACUCAGUAAGAUAUGGAAGAGAGAGGUAACCAUUCGUUGUAAAAUUAUAUACCACAAUACAUGUAUCCGAAAUACCCAUUGAUUUCAAUUCGUUUUGAUUUCAAUCAAUUUUGAUGGGGUCCGUUGGGAGGUUCGGGCUUUCAAAGCCCCCCUCCCGGUAUCUAUAUACAUAUAUACAUAAAUAUAUAUCGCUAUACAUAUAUUCGUAUCUGUAUAGUAAUCGCAACUGAAUAAACACACACAAACACCCACAACAUUAACCUUUAAAGAGCCUAAAUCGGAGCAUUCGAUAAUAAAUCAAUUACGAGGGCAAGCAACGUGUGCCAGAAAUGGAAAGAUGUUUAUUUUUUGUCACCGCUUCAUCGAUUAUUCUGUGGAUAUGUCGAUUCGUAUGUUUCAAUUGAUCAAAUUUACAUUUCAGCUAUGAUUUAUUAAAGUUUCUUUUAUUAAGGCUGAGGGCAAGCGAUAAAUUAUCGAUAACUAGCUUCUUGGAUUGAUU